AUGUGGGAGCCGGGCUCUCACUCCCACUCCGCCAUGUCCUCGUCAGGAAAAGCUGUCGCCGCUCCCUCCUGCCUCUCCUCCCAGUGCUUCGACCUCCUGACCAGGUCCUGCGUGAAGUGCUCCGACUUGUUCAAGGACAACACAACAGAGCCCGCCCGUGCGGCGCCCACCUCCGGUCUGGCACCCACCCUCCCCUCGGUGGACCUGCCCAGCACCCUCCUGAUCUUCGGAGUCCCGGCAGUGGUGGGGCUCAUCCUGGCUCUGGCUGCCCUCUGGGGCUUCCUGGCCUGCAAGGUGGGCAAGCAGAGGAGGAAGAGGAAGGCAGCGGAUGAGGAGGCUGAAGCAAAUGUGGAUGCUGCUGGCCCCCUGCCUGGCCUGGGCUGCCAGGGCCCUGCUGCACUGGAGGGAGAUGCCACCCUGGCCCUGGACCCGUGCCCGAAUCUCAAUGGAGGCCUGAAGAUGCCAGGGCCAUCUGGGAAAGCUGGGGCAAAGCGAAGGCCAUGCUGCCAGGGCGAUGCUGACGGUGACAUCAUCCUGCUUUCUGCUGUGUACCCUCAGCAUGAGGAGUGCAAACACAGCUUCCCGCUGCCCGCCACCGAGCUGGGGGCCACGGCCCUCGUCACCACCAAAACCACCCAGAACUGCGCCGGUGAGGAGAGAGCCUGA
Gavia stellata (red-throated loon) is the source of this 666-nucleotide messenger RNA. RefSeq names its product TNF receptor superfamily member 13C (gene TNFRSF13C). Gene Ontology annotation, biological process: positive regulation of B cell proliferation; T cell costimulation; positive regulation of T cell proliferation. Gene Ontology annotation, cellular component: external side of plasma membrane. The transcript is spliced from 3 exons. Gene Ontology annotation, molecular function: signaling receptor activity. Lineage: Eukaryota; Metazoa; Chordata; Aves; Gaviiformes; Gaviidae. The coding region runs from base 1 to 666 and encodes 221 amino acids. The record is from RefSeq and is a predicted model, not a curated record.